Molecule: messenger RNA, 405 nt
Organism: Anthostomella pinea
Lineage: Eukaryota; Fungi; Ascomycota; Sordariomycetes; Xylariales; Xylariaceae
Source: the annotation of a GenBank genome assembly
AUGCACCCGUCUUCUGCCCUCGUCAUCAUGCUCUCCGCAGCAGGAGUCCUAGCAGUGCCCUCGUCGAACGGGGGACGUAGAGUCCACCUGAGAGCAGCCUCCGAACAAGAGGGCCACCUCGCCCGCGGCUUCGCCCGGGCGGUUUCACUGCCGCGGGCGCUAAGUCUGGACGACAUCGUGAAAACCCAAGAAAAAUGCAUGGAGAACUGCCAGGAAGCGCACCGCAAGGAGCUCAAAAACAUCCCCGACUCUGACUCUGACUCGGGAGCCGAUGUGGAUUAUGACAGGGACAAUAGGCACGCUGACGCUGAGCUGGUGAGGUGCGAGGACGAGUGCAAUGACACGGCCGAGGAGGAGCGGAAGAAGUACAACAAGGAGAACGGGGUGGACAGCGACAGCGACUGA